AUUGUCGCCAUGAUUCAGUCCCCCUCAACGAAGAUACAGACGACGCAGGAUUUGUUGGACUCACGUAUAAAAGUCGGUUCCGACGAUGCGGUCUACAAUCGCUACUAUUUUCGUCAUGCUACUGAACCGGUUUUCAAGGGGAUGUACGAGCGUAAGCUGAAGAACAAAGACGGAUCCGAGAACUUCCUGUCACCGGUCCACGGUAUAUCGAUGGUGCGCGAAGGAUUGUAUGCGUUCCACGGUGAGCAAAGUACCAGCUACCUCCUUAUCAGCGACUUGUUCCAGGAAGGUGAAAAGUGUGACAUACAAGAGGUGCCAUCUUACAAAUUGAUCGAACCAUACAGUGCGGUACAGAAGAACACGACCUUCCGCGAAUCGGUGCGCAUCGCUUUGUUCAAGCUGCGCGAAUUUGGCAUUCAGGGACGGGAGUACUCACUACUCUACACGAAGAAGCCACGCUGUGCCGGUGGCACCAGUUUCGUACCGGUGUCGAUCGUGGAUAUCUGGCCUGCGCUUGCAUCACUCGGUUGGGGCUACCUCCUUGCCAUCGUGUCAUUGGGAGCCGAAAAGCUGUGGUCUCGAGCGGGCUUCGGGGUCCGUUUGCCUAUUACGUCUUAUUGGUUCAGUAUAAAAAAUGGGUAA
Messenger RNA from Anopheles bellator, 642 nucleotides. RefSeq lists its product as uncharacterized. The transcript is spliced from 2 exons. The annotation marks the transcript as partial. NCBI's taxonomy places the organism in Eukaryota, Metazoa, Arthropoda, Insecta, Diptera, Culicidae. The record is from RefSeq and is a predicted model, not a curated record.